AUGGGCAAGUUGACCCUUGGCGAGCAGGACAGGCGGGGGAUUGCGGCCAUCCGCGAGCUACACAGCAACGCGUUUGCGACCUCGCGCAUCGCUGUCAACCGCCGUCUCGGCGACGAAGACGUGCGACUCCGGAGCAUUCUUGCCGAAUUGGAUCCGACGGACGCAUCGACAGUUGAGGCCUGGGAGGAACUCGUGCUGUGCGUAGUGCGAUCCCGCGAACAACGAGCCGAGUCGGAGAGAAGGCGUACCCGUCGAGAGGUGCGCGAACGCGAGCGUGACCGAGUGCGCGAUACCGCAACCUCGGGCGACUUCUGGCGCUUCUCGCAGCAGUCCGGCCAGCCGACUCCACCGCCUCGCCGGUUCUUUGUCGAGCACGAGGUUGAUGAAAUGUAUCCCUCGAGGCGUAACCGUCCUCUGUUCCCGCUACCACGCAGCGUCGAGCUGGACCCCGAGCUUGACCCGGAAGUCGACGGCGGGACGGGGCAGGAGCGUGAUCCCCUCCUCGAUACAUUCGACCCCACGGACUCGCACCUCGUAGAUGUCGCCCGGCCCAUGCCGAUCAUCAAUGCCGAUGAAGAGUGGGCCUUUACCGGGCGACUCGAUGACGACGACCACCCAGUGAUGCGGCCACAUCUGUUUGACUUGUCUCGUUCGUCGCCUUUGCCCGACGCACAGCCCGACGACGCCACUCGUGAUCCACCCACCGUUCUGGACCUGGCAUCCCCCCACCGUUCCCGCCACGGCGUGACGGGCCGCUCGCGCAGCACGUCUCCUCGUGACCACCCCGCCCGCUCGUGGCUGGAAGAGUACACCUCGGCAUCGUCAAACUACGUCGUCUCGCUUGGCCGUCGACGACGCGAGGACGAGUCGGGACCCAGCACGCGCCGCCGACUGCGACACACUGACAUGUUCGACAUUCGCGACCGCGACAGCUUUACCACCAACUCGAGCGGCCGGGACACUCGCCGCGACGGCAUCAUCUUCCCGUCGUCCGUCGACGGGUGGCUGGGCAGUGUUCUCGACCGUGGCAGCGACGACGAGGGACCAGCGCCGGCGCCGGGCCUCGUUCGUACCGUUUCCCUCUCGGCUGUAGGUGGAAGUGACCGCCCAGUUGCGCGUCUCCCCCGCCGUCCGGCUUCCAUGCUUCGCGCCGACUAG
Molecule: messenger RNA, 1158 nt
Organism: Apiotrichum porosum
Lineage: Eukaryota; Fungi; Basidiomycota; Tremellomycetes; Trichosporonales; Trichosporonaceae
Exons: 3
Coding region: 1-1158 (385 amino acids)
Source: RefSeq, a predicted model, not a curated record